AUGGAUCAUAAUCCCUCAAAAAUCAAUUCUUUUUCCCCACAUCCCCAACUUUUUAAACACAAUCAUCACCAACUAACUCAUCAACAAAAGCAGAGAGAUCAAGAGAUCACACGUGGGAAUCAACUUACCAUUUGCAAUGGCAUCAAUGACCAUGACAUCUUCAUUUCUCCCAGCCGUCUCCAAGCUUCCGGCAACAACAGACGAAGCCUCACGGUGAUCAAAGCCUCCAUGAGCGAGAACACCACCAGCUUGGAGUACAGUAAGCAAGAACAGAGCAUAAAGAUGAGGAGGGAUCUGGUGUUCACGGCUGCAGCUGCAGCUGUGUGCUCUUUAGCCAAGGUGGCCAUGGCGGACGAAGAGCCCAAGAAAGGGACAGAAGCAGCCAAGAAGAAGUAUGCUCCUGUCUGUGUCACAAUGCCUACGGCCAAGAUAUGCCAUAACUGA
This is a messenger RNA of Microthlaspi erraticum, 444 nucleotides long. NCBI's taxonomy places the organism in Eukaryota, Viridiplantae, Streptophyta, Magnoliopsida, Brassicales, Brassicaceae. The record is from the annotation of a GenBank genome assembly.